GCGGGGAAAUCGUGUAAUGGCGGACUCAGGCCGGUGGAGUGCGUUUGGGGGCGUAGCGCGCUGAGGGGGGCGUCCGGCUGUGUAGCAGCCCGCAAAGCGGUGGGCUGGAGCGUACUCCGUGGGGACAGGGACCGGCUGCCCAGCCCUUCAUGUCGCUGAGGGCGACUGCGCGAAGUCAGGUUGUUUUUCAUCACUGAGAACCUUGCCUGAAGCAGGUCCACUAUGCCGUUAGUAACCAGGAACAUCGAGCCAAGGCACCUGUGCCGUCAGACGUUGCCUAGCGAUACAAGCGAGCUGGAAUGCAGGACCAACAUCACCCUGGCAAAUGUCAUCCGACAGCUGGGCAGCCUGAGUAAGUAUGCGGAGGACAUUUUCGGAGAGAUUUGUACUCAGGCAAGUGCCUUUGCCUCCCGAGUGAACUCCCUUGCUGAACGGGUUGACCGAGUACAAGUUAAAGUCACUCAGCUGGAUCCCAAGGAAGAAGAAGUGUCACUGCAAGGAAUCAACACUCGUAAGGCCUUCAGAAGCUCUACCAUCCAAGACCAGAAGCUUUUUGACAGAAAUUCCCUUCCAGUACCAGUCUUGGAAACCUAUAACAGCUGUGACGCUCCUCCUCCUCUUAACAAUCUAAGUCCUUACAGGGAUGACGGAAAAGAGGCACUCAAAUUCUACACCAACCCUUCGUACUUCUUUGAUCUUUGGAAGGAGAAGAUGCUGCAGGACACCAAGGAUAUCAUGAAAGAGAAGAGAAAGCACAGGAAAGAAAAGAAAGAUAAUCCAAACAGAGGGAAUGUGAACCCGCGUAAAAUCAAGACACGCAAGGAAGAGUGGGAGAAGAUGAAAAUGGGACAAGAAUUUGUGGAGUCCAAGGAGAAGCUGGGGCCUUCUGGAUACUCGCCCGCCUUGGUGUACCAGAAUGGCAACUUUGGCUCUGUUGAAAACGUGGAUGCGACCAGCUACCCACCACCGCCACAGUCGGACUCUGCCUCCUCACCUUCCCCUUCAUUCUCUGAUGACAACUUGCCUCCCCCACCAGCAGAAUUCAGCUACCCUGCAGACAACCAAAGAGGAUCUGUCUUAGCUGGACCCAAGAGAACCAGCAUGGUCAGCCCAAGCCAUCCACCCCCAGCUCCUCCUCUGAGCUCCCCGCCAGGUCCCAAACCUGGCUUUGCCCCUCCACCUGCCCCUCCACCUCCACCUCCCAUGAGCGUGCCGCCUCCACUGCCAUCUGUAGGAUUCGGGUCUCCUGGGACCCCUCCACCACCCUCGCCUCCCUCUUUCCCUCCCCACCCUGACUUUGCUGCUCCUCCACCACCUCCCCCUCCACCAGCAGCUGACUACCCAAUGCCACCACCUCCCUUGUCCCAACCAUCUGGAGGCGCUCCUCCGCCUCCCCCUCCCCCUCCCCCUCCAGGGCCCCCACCUCUUCCCUUUGGUGGUGCUGAUGGCCAACCUGCUGCUCCACCACCACCACCUGUUUCUGAUGCCGCCAAGCCCAAGUCUUCGUUGCCUGCUGUGAGUGAUGCUCGUAGUGACCUGCUUUCUGCCAUCCGCCAAGGCUUUCAACUGCGAAGGGUUGAAGAGCAGCGGGAGCAAGAGAAGCGUGACGUGGUGGGCAAUGAUGUGGCCACCAUCCUGUCCCGGCGAAUUGCUGUUGAGUACAGCGACUCAGAAGACGACUCCUCUGAAUUUGAUGAAGAUGACUGGUCGGAUUAACUCUGCCUGUUGCCCACAUUCCUCCUUCUGCUCUCCCCACCCGCCUUCUCAGAUACAAACUGUAACAGUCUCAUGUGGGGAAGGAAGAAAGGACAAAGAACUGCAAGGGGCCAAAGCCUUCUCUGGAACAACCAAAGAUCUAUCCGCGUGCUUCCUUCAAACUACCAUACACUUCUUCCCUGUCCCCAGCUGUGGGCUCCUGAGGGCCGUGGCUGAGCUGAUCCCUCUCCCCCUCCAGUGACUGCUCUAUGUUAACAGGAAGGAAACCCCUACAGCAGAUCCCUUUGGUUGGGUUUCAGCUGGAGAUAGUGCCUUUCCCCGUAACCAUUCUAACCCAUGGCCUUCUUGCAUCUAGCUACUUCAAAUAAUGCUGUCCACCUCCUGGUCUUACAGCAGUGGGCACAGCCUGUGUGGACACAGCUGGUCCCUUUCCUGUGCCCUGAAACUAUAAAGCAGGCCAAGUGCCCUGGCACGUGGACUGCCACCCCCUCCCCCACACCCCGCCCUCUGCAGCAGGUAGGGCCGCUUCAGUUCAGCUCUGUCUAGACGCCUUUGUUCCAGAAGGCAUCAGGCCCCUAAGACUGUCUCACUCCUCUGCCCAGAAGUGAUAUCCUGCUGAAGGCUGAGGCUGCGGCCUUCCUCCCAUGCUCCCUCUUGGUGAGUGUGGUGUUUAGAUGUCCUGUGCAUGCCCCUGCUCACCCCGGGUGCCUUAAGACUGCACAGCCCAGUUUUAACCUCUCAUGUUCAUGACCAAACUACCCUGACGCACAGGGACCUGGGCCUCUGCUGACUGUCAGGAGCAAAACUUGAAGGUGGGGCACAGCAGGACUGGAAGAGAAUGGAGCACCUUGGGUCCUGCCUGCUCAGGAUGCCGAGGCCAAGAUGAGAAGUGACUCUCUCAAGGUCACACAGGUAGUGGUAGAACAAGAGCCCAGGCUUCCUGUUUCCAAGUCACCUGUGUUUCCUGGGACCAAAGACUGAGCACCUGCUGGAGUCUGGGCAGAGCAGCCUGGCCCUGUUCUACUCCAGGCCUCCCGAAUGCAGGGCUUGCAUUGGAGGGUUCACGGCCCGUGCCAAGCUCAGCAGAACAGUUUUGACACUCGGCCUCUCUGGUAACCGUUUAUUUCCCCUUCUGUCCCCAGCCAGUCGUGUGGCACGGGAGCUGUGCUGGGAAGCAGAGUGGAGAGGAGCUGUGGGGCAGCCAGCCUUGGCAGGUGCCUGUGCAGUUCACUGCAGCUCCCUCCCCCCUGUGUUUCCUCGAUUUAAGCAUAGGCUGUGCCAGCUGCAGGAAGGAACUUCAGUCCCUCAGGCUGGCAGCCGCAGCAGGUACCUGCCUGGGGGAGCCUGGCAGCCAUGGAGAAGGCUGAAAGGCAGAAGGACACUGGUCUUCUGCCUCUCUGCCUCACUGUGCAUGGCGAUGCUGACCCCCCUUACCUCCCUUCCCAGAACUAAUACACGGGUGCUAUUAGGAAAAAAACUGAGCAGCUCUGGCCAGCAGCAAGGUUUCUUCUCUUCUGCCCCAACUAUUGUGUGGCCUCUUGUGCUGAAAUCGGCUUCUCUGGCUUCAGAGCCUGAAACAAAGAGAAACAGGAUCUGUCUCUCCCCAGCACAGCAAAUGGUGGUAGUAAUUGCCAAAGCCCUCAUAAACCCCUCCGGCUUGAGGAGAGUGCAAUCAGGCUCUGCCGCCUGCACUUGCUGAGAACCUCCCCUCUGCCUCCUUUCCUGAACUCAGAGGUAGGGACUAAGCACGCAGGUGCCAGCGGGCCCUCCUGCUGUGGCUACUCCAGAGUGCUCCGUCUCCAUCCUGUGUCCGCAUCCCCCACCCCCGUCCCCCCAAAUCCAGUGUCUGGCACAGGGCUUGGCGCUCAACUCCAUGCUGUGCAUGUUUCCCACCCUGUGCCUUAGAAGCUGAAGGCUCUUUCAUCAGAACCUUAAAAUGGCUGUUGAUGGUACCCUGGCUGCAGCCCAGCAGGGGCCUGGAGAGGCUGGGGAGGGCAGUGGUCCUUCCAAAUAGAAGUCCUGGGGCCUGGCCAGGCCAGGGUUUGGGCCUAAUGGUUUUUACUAAAUUACUCCCCUCCUGCUCUCUGAGGAAGGGGAGCCAGAGCGUUCACUGUGGUUCUGUUCCGACCUUGAAGGGGCGGUAUUGGCCUGGCUUCUGGAAUGGACAGAGUCCACCAGGAAAGACUGGGGGCGGAAGGAGAUGGGGAGGGGCCCUGUCUGCAGAAGGUAGGAUUAGAUCAUUAGCUCAGUGACCUCCUAGGGUUUCUAUGUGCUGUGUUCUCAUCCUACAGCUGGUUUGGUAAUGAUCUGCAAGUCCCGGAGAGCAACAGCACAGCUCUGCCUGACGCUCUCAUUAAAAUCCAUGCAGCCAAGCUCUGCGCUUUGUAGCAGCCGGCCUUGCAGAGCCUCCUCAGCUUGGGGGGCUGGGGACCCAGUCAGCUGAGAGGUCCCCUAGGCUCUACUUAGGCAUAUGUGUAUCCCCCACAAAAAAAAAAUGUUUUUUAAAACAUGCUUCUUUAAACCCAGAGCCCUUUAAAAUAAUAAAGGACCUGGCGCAGGUGUGUGUGUGUGUGGAAUCCUGUAAAUGGGGAACACAAAGUUUAGUGACAUUUAAACUGGGCUGAGGCUGUAAGUGUAUAAAGCAGUGGCCCAUAAGGACUCUUAAGCGCUGAAGCCAAGGAGCCACCUCCCUUCCCAGUCUGCCUAGCCCAGGGGGCCUGCCCCCAUUCCUGUAGCCCAGGGGCCCAGCUUGCAAUUGGUAGUGUCAGAAGUGACUUGUAGCUUUGCCUUGGUUGUGAGAUGAUUUCAUUCCAGGGGAGGGGGUGGGGGAUCCCUUGGAGGCUCAGAGCAGCUGGCCCAAGCUCCGGCUCGCCUCUAGUGGAAGCUGGAGCGCCCUCAGAAACGACCCUGGCCAAUGUCACUGCAGAGCUGAGGCGGCCUUGUCAGGGCUAAUGUGAAAUCUCUUCCCGUGGCGCCGAUCCUCUGACUCUAUAGCGCCAGCUUGGACAGAUUGAGGUCUCUGUGGCUUUGGUGACCCUGCUUAAGCAUUCCCACCGUGUCCCUGCUCUGCACGAGGACUGCCUCCUGCUGCAGCCCCUUACUUGACCUCAGGGCCUGGGGAGGGAAGCACUGGGCCAGGACCAAGCGCCCCAACUCAGGAGAUAUGUCAGCCUUUGGGGGGAGGCGGGUGAAGCAUUGAGCUUGGCUGGUGCCCAUCCGACCUGGGACCAGGUGUUGCACAGAGAAGUGCUUCUGUGCCUCCUGCCUCGAUCACUUUAGUGGGGCCUCAGUGAAGGCUGAGAACAAUUCUGUUCCGGUAUUAACUUUAUUCAGUUAAUUGACCUGAGGAACUAACCAAUUUUUAUUUUCUGCCUAGAAUGAUGUACACAUAGGAGAGAAAGCUAUCAUGUUACCAAAGUGCCUUGUUUUCUCUGAUAUAAAUAUAUUUAUAAGGACAUAUUAGGUAGGUUCUUGGUGUUUCCCAUAUCAAGAUUUCCACAUAGUGGGAAUACCAGGCCCUUUUCUCCCAGAGGUUGGAAGGGGGGAUCUGAGCAGUGGAAUGAAGCCACCCCCAUGGUGCCCCCUCUGCCCUUGUCCUACAGGUAAAAGAAGAUACACACACACAAAAAAAAUUUUUCUUGAGAUGGUGUUUCAGGUAGAUGGCAUGGGCCUUGACCUUACAAUGUAGCUGAAGAUGGCCUUGAACUCCUGACCCUCUGCCUCAGCCAUGCCUGACUAGGACAUCCGAUUUUUUUUGUUUCAAGUCUGGUUUCAUUUGCUUCACUGCCAGGCUCACUGUGUGUACCAUCGUAUUUGUACUCCAGCAACCCGAAGAUUCCAUGUAACUUAUGUAUGCGCAUGAAUACUUUAAAUGCCAACAUUUUCAAUAAUUUGAUAAAGUCUUUGUAGUCAGUCA
Messenger RNA from Rattus rattus (black rat), 5632 nucleotides. RefSeq names its product WASP family member 2 (gene Wasf2). Lineage: Eukaryota; Metazoa; Chordata; Mammalia; Rodentia; Muridae. The transcript has 9 exons. Gene Ontology annotation, cellular component: cytoskeleton. The record is from RefSeq and is a predicted model, not a curated record. Gene Ontology annotation, molecular function: actin binding; Arp2/3 complex binding; protein kinase A regulatory subunit binding. Gene Ontology annotation, biological process: actin cytoskeleton organization; positive regulation of Arp2/3 complex-mediated actin nucleation. The coding region runs from base 223 to 1716 and encodes 497 amino acids.